This is a messenger RNA of Glycine soja, 3677 nucleotides long. RefSeq names its product probable LRR receptor-like serine/threonine-protein kinase At4g36180. The transcript has a single exon. Gene Ontology annotation, biological process: protein phosphorylation. Gene Ontology annotation, molecular function: protein binding; ATP binding; protein kinase activity. The coding region runs from base 176 to 3577 and encodes 1133 amino acids. The record is from RefSeq and is a predicted model, not a curated record. Gene Ontology annotation, cellular component: plasma membrane. Lineage: Eukaryota; Viridiplantae; Streptophyta; Magnoliopsida; Fabales; Fabaceae.
GGAAUAUGAAUACCAUAACAUAACCUCUUGUUAUUGCAUUUGCGGGGAACACAGAAACGCUCCCCCUCUAUUCUCCCAAGUACACACAAACAAACAAAACCAAAUGCUGUCAAUCCCAGAACGCUAAAAUCCCUCUUUUAAGCUCUCACCACCACCAACGUUUUUCUUCUCCCAAAUGGCAACAACGGUUAUAUUCUUCAGCUUAACCCUCGUCGCAUUCUUCGCUACCCUAAACAUAACCUUCGCCCACAACAACACUGCGUUAGAGAUUCAAGCCUUAACCUCUUUCAAGCGCAACCUCCACGACCCUCUCGGUUCCUUGGACACUUGGGACCCAUCCACGCCAUCAGCACCCUGCGACUGGCGCGGCAUUGUCUGCCACAACAACCGAGUCCACCAGCUCCGCUUACCGCGUCUCCAACUCGCCGGUCAACUCGCUCCGAAUUCUCUUUCCAAUCUUCUUCAACUCCGCAAACUCAGUCUCCACUCCAACAACCUCAACUCCUCCAUCCCCCUUUCUCUCACGCGCUGCGUCUUUCUGCGCGCCGUUUACCUCCACAACAACAAACUCUCCGGCCACCUUCCUCCGCCGCUCCUAAACCUCACCAACCUCCAAAUCCUUAACCUCGCCGGCAACCUCCUCACUGGAAAAGUCCCCGGCCACCUCUCCGCCUCCCUCCGUUUCCUCGACCUCUCCGACAACGCCUUCUCUGGCGACAUUCCGGCGAACUUCAGCUCCAAAUCCUCUCAGCUCCAGCUCAUCAACCUCUCUUACAACAGCUUCACCGGAGGAAUACCAGCCUCCAUCGGAACGCUGCAAUUUCUUCAGUACCUAUGGUUAGACUCAAACCACAUUCACGGAACCCUACCUUCUGCUCUCGCGAACUGUUCCUCUCUGGUGCACCUGACCGCAGAGGAUAACGCUCUCACUGGACUUCUUCCUCCCACCCUCGGAACCAUGCCGAAGCUUCAAGUGCUUUCGCUUUCGCGGAACCAGCUUUCCGGUUCGGUCCCCGCGUCUGUGUUCUGCAACGCGCACCUACGAAGCGUGAAGCUCGGGUUUAAUUCCCUCACGGGAUUUUACACGCCGCAAAACGUGGAAUGCGACAGCGUUUUGGAGGUUUUGGAUGUGAAAGAGAAUCGCAUUGCUCACGCGCCGUUUCCCUCGUGGUUGACCCACGCGGCGACGACGUCGUUGAAGGCCCUCGAUCUUUCUGGAAACUUCUUUACCGGUUCUCUGCCGGUGGACAUUGGGAAUCUUUCUGCGUUGGAAGAGUUGAGAGUGAAGAAUAAUUUGUUAUCCGGUGGAGUUCCGCGUAGCAUUGUGAGAUGUAGGGGUUUAACGGUUCUUGAUCUUGAGGGUAACCGGUUCUCUGGGUUAAUUCCUGAGUUUCUUGGGGAACUGAGGAACCUGAAGGAGUUGUCUCUUGCCGGUAACAAAUUUACCGGUUCGGUGCCUUCUAGUUAUGGAACGCUUUCUGCGCUUGAGACGCUGAAUUUAAGUGAUAAUAAGUUAACCGGUGUGGUGCCUAAGGAGAUCAUGCAAUUGGGGAACGUGAGCGCUUUGAAUUUGAGUAAUAACAAAUUUUCAGGUCAAGUUUGGGCCAAUAUUGGAGAUAUGACGGGUUUGCAGGUUCUUAAUUUGAGUCAGUGUGGGUUUUCAGGUAGGGUUCCUAGUUCGUUGGGGAGUUUGAUGAGACUAACGGUGUUGGAUUUGAGCAAGCAGAACCUCUCGGGUGAGUUGCCCCUUGAGGUUUUCGGGUUACCGAGUCUUCAAGUUGUGGCGCUUCAAGAGAACCAUUUGAGUGGUGAUGUUCCUGAGGGUUUCAGCAGCAUAGUUAGUCUGCGGUAUCUUAAUCUCAGUUCAAAUGAAUUUGUUGGUAACAUUCCAAUAACUUAUGGGUUCCUUAGUUCCUUGACGGUUCUCUCUUUGUCUCACAAUGGUGUUUCUGGUGAAAUACCUCCUGAGAUUGGUGGUUGUUCGCAACUUCAAGUUUUGCAGCUGCGGUCAAAUUUUCUAGAGGGUAACAUUCUGGGUGAUAUCUCUCGUCUCUCUCGUUUAAAGGAGCUUAAUUUGGGGCACAAUAGGUUGAAAGGUGAUAUCCCAGAUGAAAUAUCAGAGUGUCCUUCUUUGAGUUCACUCUUGUUGGAUAGUAAUCACUUCACGGGUCAUAUACCAGGUUCAUUGUCAAAAUUGUCAAAUUUGACGGUGUUGAACCUUUCUUCGAAUCAAUUGACAGGGAAAAUUCCGGUUGAACUAUCAAGCAUUUCUGGUUUGGAGUAUUUAAAUGUGUCUAGUAAUAACCUUGAGGGUGAGAUUCCUCACAUGCUAGGUGCUACAUUCAAUGACCCUUCUGUGUUUGCAAUGAACCAAGGGUUAUGCGGGAAGCCCUUGCACAGAGAAUGUGCGAAUGAAAAAAGGAGAAAGAGGAGAAGGCUGAUAAUCUUCAUAGGCGUGGCCGUGGCCGGUUUAUGCCUCCUGGCGCUGUGUUGUUGUGGUUAUGUAUACAGCCUCUUGAGGUGGCGCAAGAAGCUUCGUGAAAGGGUGACCGGUGAGAAGAAACGGAGCCCCACAACAAGUAGUGGAGGAGAGAGAGGCAGCAGAGGGAGUGGGGAAAACGGGGGACCAAAACUAGUGAUGUUCAACAACAAGAUCACGUUAGCGGAGACAUUGGAGGCAACGAGAAACUUCGAUGAAGAGAACGUGUUGAGCAGGGGAAGAUACGGCCUCGUGUUCAAAGCUUCCUACCAGGACGGAAUGGUUCUCUCUAUUCGUCGUUUUGUUGAUGGGUUCACAGAUGAAGCCACCUUCCGCAAGGAAGCAGAAUCACUAGGCAAAGUGAAGCAUCGAAAUUUAACAGUUCUACGUGGUUACUAUGCAGGCCCACCCGAUAUGAGACUUCUUGUGUACGACUACAUGCCCAACGGGAACUUAGGAACACUACUUCAAGAGGCGUCUCAGCAAGAUGGCCAUGUGUUGAAUUGGCCAAUGCGUCAUCUUAUCGCGCUAGGAAUUGCUCGGGGUCUAGCUUUCUUGCAUUCGAUGCCAAUAGUUCAUGGUGACGUGAAGCCUCAAAAUGUUCUCUUUGAUGCAGAUUUUGAGGCCCAUUUGUCUGAAUUUGGGUUGGAGCGGUUGACAUUAGCAGCACCAGCAGAAGCAUCGUCGUCCUCCACCGCAGUUGGGUCUUUAGGGUAUGUUUCACCGGAAGCUGCAUCGAGUGGGAUGGCCACAAAGGAGGGUGAUGUGUAUAGCUUUGGGAUUGUGUUGUUGGAGAUACUAACGGGGAAGAAGCCGGUGAUGUUCACGGAGGAUGAGGACAUAGUGAAGUGGGUGAAGAAGCAGUUACAAAGGGGACAAAUUUCGGAGUUGUUGGAGCCAGGGUUGCUUGAGCUUGACCCAGAGUCUUCGGAAUGGGAAGAGUUUUUGUUGGGUGUGAAAGUUGGUCUCCUAUGCACAGCGACGGAUCCUCUUGAUCGACCAUCCAUGUCUGACGUUGCUUUCAUGCUCCAAGGUUGCCGGGUUGGACCAGAAAUUCCAUCUUCAGCUGAUCCCACAACUCUACCUUCCCCUGCUUGAUAACAAAAAUAUUUGACAAAGAAAAUAAUUAUUCUAGCAAGUUUUUUUGUUGUUAAUGUUCACUUUUAAAUUUGUACAAAAAAAAAAAGAAAUUGUUUUG